CAGGACAAAAGGAGAAUCCUCGCAAGACCAGGUAAGACAGAAUAAGCAUCUGUUCUGUCAAAAAUGACUAAGUACAAGAAGGCUUGUUUUAUUAAAGGGUCUCUUCAAAGGUUGAGGGAAUCAUAUGAUCAAAGCAACGAUAUGGCAGAGGAGGUGAAACUGUUCAAGACACUGUCGAGCCCAUUUGCUUUGAGGGUCGAUUGGGCACUGCGGCUCAAGGGCAUUCAAUACGAAUCUGUCCUGGAAGAUCUCUCCGAAAAAAGCGACCUCCUUCUUCAGUAUAACCCGGUUUAUAAGAAGGUACCAGUGCUUCUCCACAACGGACGAUCAAUUUCAGAGUCCCUGAUAAUUCUCGAGUACAUCGAGGAGACAUGGAAGCAAGACCCGCUCCUCCCACAGGAUCCUUACGCAAGGGCCAGGGCGCGAUUCUGGGCCAAAUUUGGUGACGACAAGGUUCUACCAUCAUUAUGGACUGCUUUCAUAAGUGAAGGCAAAGAGCAAGAAGCAGCUCUUGCAGAGGCAAGUGAGAACCUGCAGAAGCUGGAAGGAGAGCUUAAUGGGAAGAAAUUCUUUGGCGGAGACAACAUUGGAUAUCUAGACAUAGCACUUGGAUGGUUGGCCAAUCUAAUUACUGUCUUUGAGGAGAUAUCUAGCCUCAAACUGGUGGAUGGUGAGAGGUUUCCACUUCUACUUGCAUGGAUGGAGUUCUCAGAUGUUCCAUUGAUCAAAGAUUGUUGGCCACCCCAUGACAAGCUCAUUCCCAGGUUCAUUGCUCGUCGUCAAGUGUAUCGCAUGAAAUCAUCAUCAACUUGACCAAUUUUCUUUUGUUGGAGGGUGUUAAGAGUCACGUUG
This is a messenger RNA of Eucalyptus grandis, 852 nucleotides long. Its product is annotated as probable glutathione S-transferase. The record is from RefSeq and is a predicted model, not a curated record. Bases 64 to 813 code for a protein of 249 amino acids. Gene Ontology annotation, cellular component: cytoplasm. The transcript is spliced from 2 exons. NCBI's taxonomy places the organism in Eukaryota, Viridiplantae, Streptophyta, Magnoliopsida, Myrtales, Myrtaceae. Gene Ontology annotation, molecular function: glutathione transferase activity. Gene Ontology annotation, biological process: glutathione metabolic process.